UCCCUCUUUCUUUCCUCUUUGCCUGCGGACAGGCCACAGGUUUGUCCUCUUUCGUGAUUGCUCUAAAGGAAACUAUACUUCUGGGGUAAGAACAGAAAGAGCAGGCUGCCUGAAGAUCAUUUUAAAACAGAUUUUUUGGAAUGCGAUCAGUGAUGUUCUUGUCUCUGUUGCUGUGUGCCAUCUGUUCAUUUGUCCUGCCGUCCUCUGCUGUCCCCAGACCAACAGCAGAUGAAACCAGCCACUUGCAAGUUACCAUCCCUGGCACCCCACCUGUGUCAGCCAUUUUGGGAGGCUCCCUGACUCUGCCAUGCCUGGUGUCCCUGUCACAGCCUUUACCAACUCUGUCAUCAACGGGCCGGCAUGCCGCGCUCACUAUUCCGAGAGUGAAGUGGAGCAUUCUCUCAUCUGGACGAGAGACUGAAAUCCUGGUGGCCCGAGGGGAGAGAGUGAAGGUCAAUGAGCUUUAUAAAGGUCGGGCCUCACUUCCAAACUAUGACUCAUCUCCGUCUGACCUCACUCUCGAACUGGACGGCCUAAGGCACAGUGAUACGGGAUUCUACCGCUGUGAGGUCCAGCAGGGCCUGGAGGAUGCUCAUGACCUGGCUCAGAUCAAAGUGAAAGGUGUGGUAUUUCACUAUCGGCAUGCCUCCAGCCGCUACGCUUUCUCAUUUGAUGAUGCCAAGGACGCGUGUGAGGACAUUGGGGCUCAGAUUGCCACUCCAGAACAGCUUCUGGCUGCAUACAACAGUGGAUAUGAGCAGUGUGACGCUGGGUGGUUAGCAGAUGGCUCUGUCAGAUACCCUAUCCAGAUGCCUCGUGAGGGCUGUUUUGGAGACAUGGAUGGUCUGCCAGGGGUCCGAAACUAUGGCAUGAUGGAUCCUGAUGAGCUUUUUGAUGUGUAUUGCUAUAUAGAGAACAUCAAUGGCGAUGUGUUCCAUGGGUCCACCCCACAACGCUUCACACUGGCUGAGGCUAAAGCCUACUGCAAGCAGCAGGGUGCUGUGUUAGCCUCCACUAGUCAACUAUACGCUGCAUGGAAUGAUGGUCUUCACCACUGCAGCCCAGGCUGGCUAGCUGAUGGCAGCGUACGCUAUCCCAUCAUAACCCCACGAGAACGAUGUGGGGGCUCUGAACCUGGCGUUAAGACAGUGUAUCGUUACAACAACCAAACAGGCUUCCCAGAGCCUCACACUCGCCAUGAUGCCUACUGCUUCAGAGGAAAUCUUGAUUCUCACACAGUUAGCCCUGUAGGUUACUUCACUACAGAGCCAGAAGACAUCGGCCAGGACAUUGUAUCUUUAACUGACCCUCAGGAGGAGUUCAGUCUGGGUCAUGUGACUCAACAUAAAGAAAAUGAAGCUCAGGGGGCUGUUGAGACCUUCCCUAUCUCCAGUGAACAGACAACAGUGGAGGCAGAUAAGCAAGAUUCUACACCAUCCCUACUUGAACAAGUUUAUACUACCACUGUCAACAGUAAAAGUCUCAGCACCCCAGCAACAUAUGGAUGGGAAUCUGAGUCAACUCAGAAGAACUCCUGGCAAGAAGUACUCACCGACCCCAUUCAUGUGGAGUCAGUGCCAGAGAUACACCUACAGCCCAAUCGUAAUUACCCUAUACCAGUAGAGGAUUCAGAUACAGAGAAUAGCACAGCCAUAUAUGAAGUUAAGAGUCACAAUCAUAAACAUUAUCAGUCCAUGCCAGACACAAACCUGGAACCAGGAGAGCGAGUGGACUACAAAAUCUAUCCAGAGAGCAAGCCAGAAACUACAACUGAUAACUUAGAGCUGCCUUCCAACUUUCGGGAGAUUGGAGGAUCCAAACAUUUCCAGGAAAUGCCUGAAACCAACCUUGAUGAUCACGAUGGAAGCCAUGUGGAUGAACAAACAACUGCAGUACAGACCAACCUUGAUGAUCAAAAUGGAACCUUUGUGGGUGAGCAAAUAGCUUUAGUAGACACAUACACAGGAAACACUACUGAGCCACCAGGCCUGGAUGAAAAUCUACACUACACAACACAGACCACCUCUUUUGUAACCCCUGAGGGAUCUGAAGAUGAAGUGAUCACACCAUCUACAGAGAAGUCUUCUCCCUUUGUCAUAAUGAGUGAAGAUGGAAAAGGGAAUUCCUCACCUGAAACCACCACAGAGAGUUUCAAAUCCAGUCAUGAGCACCCUGGUGUUACAGGCACUUUAGCUCCUGUAGAUGUAAUGGGUCAGGAAGCAGGACAUACCUCAGCAGAAAACCUAGUAUUUUUCAGUUUUGCUGAUAAAGAAAAUGAUAAUGAUUCAUCAGUGACCAUAACCCCUACACGUCAAGAUGAGAUAGAAGUAGUGUCUUUUGACGGUUCCGGGGACCAUGACCAUGUCCUAAUACUGACUCUCUUGACCACACCUGUACCUCACAUGUUGGACACAUCCAAUACACAGAAAGCUAUGGAGGUGGAGGCCACUUCAGUUAUUCCACAGAGUAGCACUCUACCUGGCUUCAGCAUCAUAGAGCAGGAGGUAAAGCAGGAUAAGCAGGAGGGGCUUGGGGAAGCACCUGAUGUCUUAUACAGUACCACAGCUUCACUCACAGAGACAACCUCCAACCAAGAUGGCAGCAGCCAUGAAGAUGACUCAUCAGGAGAGGAAGAGUCUUCUGGAGGAAGACCUUCAGUGUCACAGUACCCAGACCUCAACUACCCUAACACAACACCUGUUGUACCCUUCAACUCCACACACCUGCUGAUUCUAAACACAACAGAUGUUAAUGACACAGAUGUUGUUGAUAUUGAUACUGAGACUCAGUCCAGCACAACUCCUUCUACAGUAGAGGUCACGCUGCUUCCGGCUAUGACUCCAACCCCUAGCUGGGACACUUUGGCCUCUCUCACCCCACCUCAGGAGUCCCGGGAAGAUGUGGAGUUCAGCGGUGACACCCCACUCCUCAUAGACAAUGCUGAGUCCCUAGCUGAGUCUCAUUCAACAGCAGCUCCUACUAGUAAAGAACCUGAGGAGGGCCAGAGCCCAUACACAAGCAAGGCAGACAGUGAAGAUCAUGUGCUGACUACCACCACAGAGUCUAAAGAGAGCAAGGAAGAGUAUGAAGUAACAACUAGAACACACACUACUACGUUAUCCACCAGAACAACACAGAGAGUGAUGGUCAGAACAGACAUCUCAGAUGGCUGUGUUGAGAACCCAUGUGCUAAUGGUGGCACAUGUGUAGACAGCGGUGCUGGUGUCAAAUGCCUGUGCCUACCAACCUAUGGAGGAAAAUUUUGCCAAACAGAUUUAGAGCGGUGUGAACCAGGCUGGGAAAAGUUCCAAGGAAACUGUUAUAAGCACUUCUCAAAGCGCCAGAGCUGGGAGGCGGCAGAGCAGCACUGUAGAAUGUGCGGAGGUCACCUGGUCUCCGUCCUGUCACCUGAGGAACAACAUUUCAUCAAUGAUAAGUACAGGGAGUACCAAUGGACUGGUCUCAAUGACAGGACUAUUGAGGGUGAUUUCCGCUGGUCUGAUGGCAACCCACUGCUGUAUGAGAACUGGUAUCGUGACCAGCCUGAUAGUUAUUUCCUGUCAGGAGAGGACUGUGUGGUGAUGGUAUGGCAUGAUGAUGGACGCUGGAGUGAUGUGCCCUGUAACUAUCAUCUGUCCUACACCUGUAAGAAGGGCAUUGCUUUCUGUGGUCAGCCCCCUUUUGUCUUGAAUGCUAAGCUGUUCGGUCGGCAGCGCCUGCGGUAUGAGGCCAAUGCUCAGGUGCGUUUCUACUGCGAGAAGGGCUUCAUUCAGAGGUACAACCCCAUUAUCACAUGCCAAAGCAGUGGGCAGUGGGAGGAACCACAGAUUACCUGUACACCAAAACCAGCUGAAACCAGAAACAAGUCAAAUGGAGAUCAGGUCACACUGCACACUCCUCAGGACCAGGAACAAGUACACAUAGAAGAUACAGCCACAGAAAAAGCAACAUCACAUUGGUGGAGCCUUUAGACCAACUAGCACUUCUUCAUUUACUCUUCUGCCCAUCCUUUUUAUUCAAGAGACUUCCAUCAAUCAUCAUGCUUACCGUAGUGUUUUACAUGAAGAGCCAUUUUCACAUCACACUUCCAGUCUUCCACUCCACUCAGCAGCUUCUUUCAAGCACAUUUUGCUCUUACAGUGUGACACUGAAUUACUUAUUUUGUAAUUCUACGACCCAAAAACAUAACCAGUAAGGAAACACAGAGCAGCACAAUUCCCAAACACUGGCAGUAGACAUUAAAGCACAACUGAAAAUGACAAAAUAAUAGAGCAAAUAAUUUUAAACCUCAGCUGGUCUGAAAUAAACUGAUGCCGCUGUCUUAUAACAACUUCAUUCCAUCCCAGUGAGAGUGUCUAUUAGUGCCAUGAUGUCUCAGAAGGCAGAUUAUGACAGACAAGAGCAUGCCAGUGUGAGCCAAGACUGACCAGAUGCUUUCAACCCCAUGCUUGAAGCUCCCCUUAAAAGGUAACAUCAUCAGAACUCCUGUACACCAAACCAUGCCUUUAGCCAUGUUUGGCCCAGUAAAGUCUGUGGGCUACAUGUCUAUGUCUCACUUAAGCCAAGGCAUUAGUAUUGGUAGACCCUGGCUGUCUUGGCUUAAGGCCAGCAGUGAAAACUGGGCUAAUAGUACACUUCAGCAGUCACCAUUCACACAUUUGUACACAAUAGAGCUUGUGCUCCUCAGCCAUGCAGGAUACCUUUAAAGAGAACCAGUUUAGGCUGUUUUAGACUAAACGUCUAAUAGAUAACAUUGCUUUUCAAAUAUUGUACCAUUGUUCUCUCGUCACACUACCAAAAACCAGCCUGACAGUUGCAGGAGUUCCUUAUUAGAGCUUUAAGCCUAUAAUAAGUCAACAAGAAUUAUUAGCUUCAGUUAGUUGGUAUAAAUGUAGUUGAAAUAUGAAGUCUGCAUUAAUUUGUGCCUGGCUGUGAAACACAAGCUUUUCAUGUAAUUUGGUGCUCAGUUUUUCAGGUCUCUGACUUGCUCUAGGGAAUGGUCAUUUCUUACUGAAAUUCCUACUAACUAACAUCCUGAGUAAUAACUAUUUUUACAGACUGAAAUCCAAAAUUUGUUUAGUCAUUCUGCUUUUUAGUAGCAUUUUUCCUGGUUCAGCAUUCAGAUAUUUUAGCUUAUGCUAAUGGCAUGUAACUUCUCAUUGUUUCACAGUUCCUCAUAAAUUUACUUGAGUACUUCAUUUAACUCUACUCAAAAUCACUCAUCAUAACACAGUCAUAACACAUGAUAAAAAGUGCCUCGCAAACUGAGAGGAAAGCAGCACCAAUCUAAUUUUAAUUAAGAAGGAUUUCAAAACUAAAUAAAAUCUUGGAUGUAUAUUCUUGAAUCUAAUUGGCUGUGAAACAUAGGUAAGUGAAUGUGUUACUAACACUUAAAAGUCCAAACGAUAUGACUUGGAGAUUUGUGAAGCACUGUACUUAUUUUGUAAACCAAUCUUUCAUGGUAAUUUACUUUGUGGCUUGAUCCCCCCCCCUCCCCCCACCCACUACUUGGAAAUAUUUACUCAUAGUUUUGAAGCAAUUGCCAGGAGUGAGGAAAAUGAGCACUACAAAGAUUUGCAUCACUGACACCAUCAUAGAUAUUUUUAUUCAUCUUGUAGUAUUUUAUUACAAUGUUAGAAAAAAAAAUCAAGCCAUAAGGUGCCAUCUGGUACAUGGUGCCAUACUGUUACAACAUAUACGAUGCUGUGUUUGUUCUGGGGUUUCAUAAAAAAGUAAUAAAUAAAUAAAACAGCCCUUUUACUAACAGCAGCAAUGAUA
Pygocentrus nattereri (red-bellied piranha) is the source of this 5778-nucleotide messenger RNA. RefSeq names its product brevican (gene bcan). NCBI's taxonomy places the organism in Eukaryota, Metazoa, Chordata, Actinopteri, Characiformes, Serrasalmidae. The transcript is spliced from 14 exons. The coding region runs from base 141 to 3971 and encodes 1276 amino acids. The record is from RefSeq and is a predicted model, not a curated record. Gene Ontology annotation, biological process: cell adhesion. Gene Ontology annotation, molecular function: hyaluronic acid binding.